CUUAUGUCGUUAAAUUAUACCAAAAUGUGUUGUUUUUCACCCCUCGAGUGAUUAAUCUGAAUCAGAAUUCUAUACGAUUCAAAUUAUAUUCAAACAGGGCUUUGAUUUGAGUCGUAUAUAUACGAGCAGCGAUACUUAUAUUACGCUCUUGACCAUCACUAAUAAAAUAAAAACAAAGACACUACAACAAAAUGGAGAAAGAACUGGAAUUAAUCAACAGCAAUUUAAGCAAUGCCCUGGCCAAACUGGUGGAGACUAAAAAGAACCAAAACAAGGAUGAUGAUUGGCGGAAUCGCAAGGAAAGGAUCGCCAGGCUCUUAUGGCUGCACAUACAGCACGUGCAACUUACUGUGAUUACACAUAGACGUCGGUCCCAGCAGCGGAGCAGGCGCCGGUAUAGGCAUCUGCGUUCGUUUUUCAUGCAGCAGAUGGUCGAAAUGCAAUCCAACUAUAUGCAGAUGUAUGCCAUGUUGCGCCUCAAACGUGCUAGCCUGGAAGAUGAGGAGUCCGAGGAGAGCGAUGCCAACGACAAUAUACAACAGACCAACAUAACAGACAAUCAGAUCGUCUAUGAGGACAUAUUCCCGGAGCUGAGCGAUGAAGAGUUCCUAAACAAACUGCACAUAACCCGGAGCACCUUCAAGGCGCUGUGCCGGCAGCUGACACCAGCAAUGCGCAAGGGGGGGCAGUGUAGCGGAAGCUCUCUCGAAAUUUCCCUGGACAAAUGCGUUGCCUUGGCGCUCUACUAUCUGGCCAGCGGCGAGCGCAUCUCGAUCAUAUCGAAUCUGUUUUCCGUACCCCGGCUAAGAACAAUCAAGUGCCUGAAACUCUUCUGCAACGCCGUCAUGUCCACCCUGGGAAAGGCUCUACGCAAAUUGCCACAAUCCGAGCCGGACUGCGGCAACGUCAUGGUCGGUUUCCAGAAAGAAAGCAACAUGCCUGCGGCCCUCGUUGGUAUCCUGGGCGUGUGCUCCAUCCCGAUACGAGCCAAUAGCGGCCCCCUAAACUAUGCUGGUCAAUCGGUAAUGCGCAUGGAGUUUUUACUGGACGAUCGUAUGCUCUUUCGCGAACUGCGGCUAGGCAACGGAAGCAGGGCCUCGAUGAUGCCACUGUUCUCCAAAGCGCCAAACCGACUUACGGAUCUGCCUCAGAUACCCAUAAAUGGACGCCUGAUUUCCCCAUUUGUCUUGGUUCCGCCUCAACAAAAUUAUCCGCUGCGUCGAUGGCUACUCCAGCGCUAUGCGGAUCCGAUUGCUCCGCACGAGCACGACUUCAACGAAGUGGCGGAACGUCUGCAGGAGUUGAGCGACUGUGCACUGCACCGUCUGAUGUCGCGUUGGCACUUUUUCAUCCAGCCGCUGGACAUCCGCUUCCAGACGGCCUCCUGCAUUAUUACGGCUGCUGCAGUCCUGCACAAUCUGCUGGAGCAGAUAAGCGAGCCGCACAUGCUGGAAUGGGGCAACGCAGUGGACGUCUCCAAGUUUAAAUCAGACCCACUGCCAGAUUGCUGCGAAGACGUCGAAGGGGAGACGGAGAAAGGUUUGCGUGUACGUGAUUUUCUGGCGCGAACCAUCAGUUCCACUGAAAUCUAACUUCCCAAACAAAAUACCGUAUUAUUGCAAUAUAAAGAAAUUUAGUUAAGAUACA
This is a messenger RNA of Drosophila obscura, 1647 nucleotides long. RefSeq lists its product as uncharacterized. The coding region runs from base 192 to 1592 and encodes 466 amino acids. Lineage: Eukaryota; Metazoa; Arthropoda; Insecta; Diptera; Drosophilidae. The transcript has a single exon. The record is from RefSeq and is a predicted model, not a curated record.